Molecule: messenger RNA, 936 nt
Organism: Zonotrichia leucophrys gambelii
Lineage: Eukaryota; Metazoa; Chordata; Aves; Passeriformes; Passerellidae
Gene: FAM167B
Product: family with sequence similarity 167 member B
Exons: 2
Coding region: 1-549 (182 amino acids)
Source: RefSeq, a predicted model, not a curated record
AUGGCCUUGAGCCAGCUGAAAUUCAAGGAACUGGGCGAGGAGGAGCCCACCUGGGAGCAGGAGAACCUGGAGAGCCUCAAGGCGCUGGCGGCCAAGCUGAAGCUGCAGACGCGCCGACCCUCGUACCUGGAGUGGGAGGCGCGGGUGAGGGGGCAGCGCUGGGGCACCCCCGGGGGCACCCCCGGGCCAGGGCAGAGCCCCCCGCACCCCCGGCAGCGGCAGCCGGGGGGCGUUUGUGGCUUUGCCACCCUGGAGGCGGCCUUGGAGUGGCUCAGGACGGAGCUGCGGGAGAUGCAGGCCCUGGACCAGCGGCUGGCGCAGCAGCUGAUGCGGCUGCGGGCGCGGCUGCACCGGCUCAAGGUGGAGCAGGCCUGCCACCAGCACAAGGAGAUGCUGGACGACGCCACCUUCGGCCUCGAGGGCUGCGAGGAAGACUCGGAUCUGCUGUGCACCAUCCCGCCCAAGGCCGCCUUCCUGCUCUCCACGCCGCUCAAGCACAUCGGGGUCACCCGCAUGAACAUCAACUCCCGCCGCUUCUCGCUGUGCUGAGCCCGGGGCAGCGACGGGGUUUGGGGACUGAGGGACUGGGGCAGGACGUGCUGUCCCCAGGGUGGUGACAUGCGGCGGUGGCACCGGAGUGUCACCAUCCCUGUGGGUGUCACCAUCCCCGGGGCACAGGAAUGUCACCAUCGUCUCCAGAGCAUGGUAAUGUCACCAUCCCCACUGGCACCGGAAUGUCACCAUCCCCAUGGGUGUCACUAUGCCACCAUGGGCAUCGAAGUGUCACCAUCCCUGUGGGUGUCACCAUCCCCGGGGCACGGGAAUGUCACCAUCAUCUCCAGAGCAUGGUAAUGUCACCAUCCCCACUGGCACCGGAAUGUCACCAUCCCCAUGGGUGUCACCAUGCCACCAUGGGCAUGGGAGUGUCACCAUCCC